CGAGUAUCAGCCAACCAGAGCGUCACGCCUUCUUUUCUCGACGACUCCUAACCAAAACUUGUCUCAUUCUCCUCACUAUCUUACAAAAACCCUAAUUUUCUCCUUCACACUAUUUCUUGUUUUCUCUGAAAAUGGAAGACGAAGAAGGGAUCGGCUUAGUUCUAGCCAGAGCCACCGAGCUCAGACUCAAGAUCAGUGAUUGUAUCGAUACCUCCACCCACCCCGUCACUGAUGACGAGGGAGAAGCAAAGAAAGACAAGGAUUUUGACUCAAUCAGCUCUGAAGAGGAAGAAGCUGCACGUCUUCUAUGUAUACGCGAUGCUCUCGAAUCUCUCGAGUCCCAGCUUGCUGCUUUACAGAAUCUACGUCAAAGACAGCAAUAUGAGAAGCAAGUGGCUCUCUCUGAGAUUGAUUACAGCAGGAAGAUGUUGCUUGAGAAGCUCAAUGAGUAUAAAGGGAAAGAAUUCGAAGUGCUACGCGAGGCUUCGACUUUUGCUGGUGAAAGAGUUGGUUAUGAGAACGAUCUUCUUCUUCCUCCUUACUCUGUUCAUCCUCCUCUCUCCCUCGGUCUAGAUAACAAUGGAUACUUACCUCAUUUACCGUCCAAGAAGAAAAGUUCUGAUGCAAACGGAGGACAUGUGAGAAAAGAAACACAAGUGAAAAAUCCCCACGGAGUUAUUCGCUUCUUAGGCUCUGUUGUGAAGAUCAUGCUUCCAAUCAUUGGUGUGGUUUCUAUCUUUUAUGGUCCUGAGAUCAAGAAGAGAGGCAUGUCACUGAAGCUUCUGGGGUUUCUCCCGCAACGAGUAGUCGUAGCAAAGAACCAAUGCCCAACAGGGAAAGUUCUUGUGGUUGAAGACGGUGAAGCAAGGUGUCUUGUGAAGGAAAGAGUCGAAAUACCAUUUGACUCCGUGGUGGCGAAACGAUAUGUGACUUAUGGAUACGGUUGAGUUGAUAAUACCCCUUCUCUGUAAUCUUUAGUGUGUAAAGUUUUAUCUCUUUAGAUGUGAAGCAACAUAGCUCCCCUCCCCCCAAUGUUUUGUUCUUGCUUGUGAUGAUCCUCAGCAAAUAAUCUUUAGAAGAAAGAGAGAGAUCCAUUUGAAUUUGCAGCUAGUAUAUCUGUUCUGAUAUUUGAUCAGGUGCAUAUGCGGUUAUUUGAUAACCCUUUUUGACCCUUCUACUUCAGGUUCCAUGCUCUCUCUCGUCUUAAAUCCUCCAAUUUUCAUCAUACUUUUUCUUUCAGUCGGACCACGACGCACAUUCAAAUCUGUUUUUUUUGUUACUUUACUUUUUUU
Molecule: messenger RNA, 1292 nt
Organism: Eruca vesicaria subsp. sativa (arugula)
Lineage: Eukaryota; Viridiplantae; Streptophyta; Magnoliopsida; Brassicales; Brassicaceae
Source: the annotation of a GenBank genome assembly